Messenger RNA from Trichoderma citrinoviride, 1587 nucleotides. RefSeq lists its product as hypothetical. The transcript is spliced from 3 exons. Gene Ontology annotation, molecular function: ubiquitin binding. Lineage: Eukaryota; Fungi; Ascomycota; Sordariomycetes; Hypocreales; Hypocreaceae. Bases 4 to 1587 code for a protein of 527 amino acids. The record is from RefSeq and is a predicted model, not a curated record.
CCAAUGAGCGAAACCACUGGGUCUUCACAUCUCCAACAACUACUGGAUUCAUUCCGCUCUUCGCUGGAUGAUUCUCUUAUCGUUGCCAUCGCGGGUGACUAUGACCUCUCCACUGUAACCGGCUACGAGGGAGCUCGUUCCAUUUUGGACAGCCUCGCACAACAUGCAGCCAUUGAGGAAGCCAGUAGUCUGGAUCCCGAAGGUGUUUUUGGAUAUAUGGGGCAUAAUGACCUAUCUACGAUAGAUGAUAAGGCCCCUACACCAGAGGUCAGCCAGGGCAAUCGUGAGAUCCCAGACGCAAGGUCGAAUGACGAUGAAAUCGCGGCUCUAUCACCUUUCAACGCUAGCAGUACCGUGGAUGGAGAAUUGACCAAGGCUGAGUCAAUUGAAAGCGACGUGGCACAGCUCCAGGCUCUAUUCCCCGAGGUAAAGAGUCUUGAUAUUCGACAAGCCCUCGUUGACGCAAAUGGUGUUGUUGCUGCUGCGUUGGACACCUUACUUAGCGUACAAUACCUUCAAUCUACUCAACAGCCCGCCUCGGCAAAUGCACCGCUCGACAACCACGAAUUUGGACCACAGCCUGCCAGCAAGACCGGUCAGCGAACUGGGUACGACAAGCAGAAGAAUGAGGCCAGUUUGGGCGAUCCCAAUCGGGCGAGAACUCCGGCAGCCAUUGCCUAUAUAGCAGAGCGGUUGCACAUGUCCACAGAAGAGGUCUCUAUUAUGUAUGCUGAGAACGGAAAUUCCAAAAGUGCAACUGUGAUUGGAAUUCUGGAUCAGCACCUCAUACAAGACCUCAAGCCUCUAACGAGUGGAGAGAAGAAGGCAGUGGGCGACCUCAGGCAAAAAUAUCGCAAUGUUCCGGAAGACUAUCUGGCAGUCAUCAUUCAAAUAACUGGACCGACGUCUGCACAUUCUCUAGACCUUGCGGCGUUGGCCAACUCAUAUUUCACGAAGAAGUCAAUGAAUCGGAAACUCGAUUUGGGUUAUCGGUUGACACCGCUACCACACGAGGAUAUCGAAGGGCUGACAGACAUGGCUACCAAUAAGCCAGCGGACAGAAGAGGGGCUUCCCAGCGGCCAAACCCAAUGGCAAAGACAGAUGUUGAUCUCACUCGGAUACUGCAGACAUCAAGCUCACUACAGAAGCAAAGACAGGAUGCCAUAGCAUCUGCGGCAAGUCUCUAUCGACGGGGAUCAUCAAAUCCGCUCUAUCGGCAAGCAGCGGGCUAUUAUGCACAAGAAGCUCGCGAACAUGCCAGGCGUGCUCAGGAGUUAACAUCAGCCGCAGCAGACGUACGUGUGAAUCAACAAAGUACUGAUACAACAGUUGAUUUGCAUGGCGUUUCUGUUAUUGAUGGAGUUCGAAUCGCUCGUCAACGUACUGUAGAUUGGUGGCAGGCCCUACGUAAAUCACGAGAACAGCAACUUCCAGAGCAAAGCCUCACUAUUAUAACAGGAGUAGGCCACCAUAGUACCAGGGGGGUAUCACCACUUCGGAAAGCUGUAGCUGCUGCUCUGAAACGGGAUGGAUGGAAAUUUAGAGUAGAGACAGGCAAGUUUAUUAUUACUAAUAGAGAAAGGUAA